Cimex lectularius (bed bug) is the source of this 2032-nucleotide messenger RNA. RefSeq names its product GTP-binding protein 2. Gene Ontology annotation, biological process: translational elongation. Gene Ontology annotation, molecular function: GTP binding; translation elongation factor activity; GTPase activity. The coding region runs from base 188 to 1837 and encodes 549 amino acids. The transcript is spliced from 10 exons. Lineage: Eukaryota; Metazoa; Arthropoda; Insecta; Hemiptera; Cimicidae. The record is from RefSeq and is a predicted model, not a curated record.
CCUCCACACCGCCGCGGGCCGAACUGUCAAGCGAUAACCCAGAAAAGCUCGUUCUUCCCCUCAGUCUGUAAACAUGGCGCCGUGAACCCGGGAGCCUCCGCCGACUCCGCUUCGCCGUUUUUUUGUCUUCCUCGAACAGUUAAAAUUCGGAAGGAAACGGACUCUCUCGAGCAGAACAAAAGCUACCAUGGAUUCAUUUCUUGGACUCUUUGAUCCCAACGACAACUGCCUGGAGGGGCAACUGCCUCCAGAGCCACAGCUGGGAAAUAUAGAAUACAAACUCAAGCUGUUGAACCCUUCUAGGGUCAGAUUUCAGCAUCUAGUCACCCAGCUGAAAUGGAGAUUGCGCGAAGGUGGAGGUGAAGCUAUCUAUGAAAUCGGUGUCGAGGAUUCUGGCCUCUUGGCAGGCCUCCCCUCAUACGAAAUGGAUACAAGCCUUAAAACUUUAUCCCUCAUGGCAGCUGAACUUGGUGCGACGACUACAAUCUUGAGAGAGAGGGAAGUGGCCUGCGGAAGAAAAGUGACAGAAGUAUUAGUCCGAAAGGUGCCAGCUGACCAGCAUACAAUAGAGGUCAGAGUUGCAGUUAUGGGUAGUGCUGAUGCUGGUAAGUCGACACUUGUAGGCGUUCUGACUCAGGGAGAACUUGACAACGGACGGGGUCGAGCUAGGCUUAAUACAUUCCGCCACCUACACGAGGUUCAGUCGGGUCGGACGAGUUCCAUCAGUCAUGCCACCCUUGGCUUCGACUCUCAGGGCAAGCUGCUAAACUGCUUCGAUCUCGAGUGUGGAGAAGAUAACCAUUGCACAAAACUCAUUUCUCUAUUAGAUUUAGCUGGACACAGAAAGUACCUGAGGACUACUGUUCAAGCCGUAAGUGGAUAUUGUCCGCACCAUGCCAUGUUGGUAGUCAGCAGCCAGGCGGGGGUUGUCGGGAUGACAAGGGAACAUGUAGCAAUUGCAGCUGCAUUGGAAGUACCUAUGUUUAUAGUUGUGACUAAAACGGAUCUUGGACACAGCAGAGACACAAUCGUCAAUGUCAAACAGAUGUUGACGAGUCCUGGCAUUAGAAAGGUUCCAAUCGUAAUAAAGACAGUCGAUGAUGUGAUCACAGCGAGUGCAAACCAACAACGUGAGAACGUUGUGCCAAUCUUCAGUGUUUCAAGUGUGACUGGCGAAGGCUUAGACCUGCUUCACAAGUUUCUGCACGUCCUGCCUCCAGGAAUCAGUACAAAAGAAAAAGAACGCCUUGACCAGGAGCUGCCAGAAUUUCAGAUUGAUGAGAUAUUCAGGGUAGCAGAUGUAGGCACUGUCGUUGGAGGCUUACUUACCAAGGGGAUCCUAAUGGAAGGCACUGAACUACUUGUUGGACCUCUGGACGAUGGAACAUUUUCACCGGUGAAGAUUCAGUCACUUCACAGAAAUAAGGCCCCAUGCCGGGCAGUUCAUUCGACUCAGAGCGCAUCUCUCGCACUUGAGCCACCUCCAAAAGCUUUAAGGAGUGGAAUGGUCCUGGUAAAGCCUGAAGAGGACCCAACCUCAUGUAUAUUCUUCCAGGCAACCGUAUGCCUGCUUUAUCACUCUACGAGCAUACACCCAGGGUUCCAGACGACGGUGCACAUUGGAAAUAUAAGGCAGACAGCCGUAAUUGAGGGGAUCAUGUCCCAGGCAAGCCUGCACACCAAUGACAAGGCUUCGAUUCUGUUCAGAUUCGUACGCCACCCUGAAUUUAUUCGGGUCGGCGCACGACUCCUCUUCAGAGAGGGGUUCACAAAGGGAAUCGGCCACGUCACGCAGGUCUUUCCUUAUAGCUCCAAACACAACACGGGCACAGGCUAAAACAAUCUCACAACACCCAUAAAAACAAUUGCAUACUACUAUUUUCAACUUUUAUCAAGUGUUUUUAUCUUGUAACUUUUUUAUGUAUAUGUUUGACUUUUUUUCUAAGAUUGUAAAUCGUAAUUCUUUUGUUCUUGUGAUAUAUAUUUUUUUAUCUUUCUUGAUUUUUGAGCAAGGAAAAAAUAGUCUAAUCCA